GGGCUGAGGCGGGUGGGAGCCGAAGCGGAGCGCGGGCUGAGAGAAGCGACUGGCGAGCGGCGCGGGACUCGGAGCCUCUUGCACUUUUUUCCUCCCGAGUGUUCCCUCCCACCCCUCCCACUCCACACACACCCUGUUUGCCCGUGAGCCUGGGGAACUUGCAGCUUAAAGCCAGCCACCCCCACGGCAACAUGUACCCCAGCAACAAGAAGAAAAAGGUGUGGAGAGAGGAGAAAGAACGUUUACUGAAGAUGACCUUAGAGGAGAGACGCAAAGAAUACAUAAGGGACUAUGUUCCCCUGAACACCAUCCUAUCGUGGAAGGAAGAGAUGAAGGGCAAGAGCCAAAAUGAUGAAGAAAAUACUCAGGAAACAUCACAGGUGAAGAAAAGUUUGAGUGAAAAAGUUUCUCUCUAUAGAGGUGACAUCACAUUGCUAGAGGUAGAUGCUAUAGUCAAUGCGGCAAAUGCCAGUCUUCUUGGAGGAGGAGGUGGUAAGUCCUGA
This is a messenger RNA of Lynx canadensis (Canada lynx), 503 nucleotides long. RefSeq names its product ADP-ribose glycohydrolase MACROD2-like. NCBI's taxonomy places the organism in Eukaryota, Metazoa, Chordata, Mammalia, Carnivora, Felidae. Gene Ontology annotation, cellular component: nucleoplasm. Gene Ontology annotation, molecular function: ADP-ribosylglutamate-[protein] hydrolase activity. Bases 192 to 503 code for a protein of 103 amino acids. Gene Ontology annotation, biological process: purine nucleoside metabolic process; DNA damage response; peptidyl-glutamate ADP-deribosylation. The transcript is spliced from 4 exons. The record is from RefSeq and is a predicted model, not a curated record.